AUGGCACCACUAUCUCUCUACAUCAGCUUUUACACCUCUUUAGCAAAGGCAAUAUCCACCCUCAUUUUCGCACGCCUCUAUAACCCCCAAAGUCCUCCGUAUCGCAACCUCAAAGGUCAAAACGCAGUAGUAACAGGCGCAAACAGCGGUAUCGGUCUCUCGAUCGCGACUGCGCUUGCGAAACAAGGGGCCACCGUGUAUCUUGCCUGCCGCAAUGUCGAAAAAGGCCAUGCAGCUGUUGCUUCUAUCGUUUCGCAGCUAGGUCACGAAGCAGCCACAAGAGUAUUUUGCUGGAAGGUAGAUGUCGGAGAUUUGCACAGCGUGCGAGCGUUUUGUGAAAAAUGGGGAGAAGAGGGCAGGAGGAUCGAUAUGCUCGUGCAUAAUGCAGGAAUCCCAGAACCCCCGGUCGGCACAAGGAAGACAGACGAGAAAGGUCGGGACAUUGUUCUAGUUACAAAUUUCCUCGGGAGCUUUUUGAUGACAUGUCUCCUCGAGAAGUAUCUAAGUGAAAAGGGACGAGUGGUAUUAACGAGUAGUACUGGACAUUAUGGUGCAUCGGGGACGGUGAUGCACGCUAGGCCUGCAGGUGUAGCUACGAAGACCGCUGGUGAUGAUGGCAGUGUUGCCCAAGGACUGCUGGGAAAGCUGAAAGCGUACCUUGGUAUGGGUACUGGCACUCUUCAUUCCUAUGCGCUUUCCAAAGCUCACCAAGUCCUCUUUGCCGCAAUCCUUCAGCGCCGUUUUGAUUCUACUCAAGACAACCAACGUACAGUACACGCGUUUACUCCUGGAUUUACAUCCACGCCAAUAUUUGCCAAGUUUGCCUUUGGCUGGAAAACAUGGUUCACCAAUCCUACUUUCGCUCUUCUCAAAGUAACUGAGAAGUAUAUCGCAGUUGGUACGGAUGAAGGUGCAAAGACUGGGUCUUGGCUGGCGAGCUGUGGCGGAGAGCGCGGAGUUGAAGGGGGUGGGUAUUGGGAAUGGAUGAGCAGAAAGACGAGCCUAAUCGAUCUUGUGGAAGGGGAUCUUGGGGAUGAGGAAUGGAGUAAGGCUUGCGGAAGGGUUUGGAGGGAGUGGGAAGACGAUAGUGGGUGCACUUGGGAUGUGGCGCUUUGA
Alternaria postmessia is the source of this 1116-nucleotide messenger RNA. RefSeq lists its product as uncharacterized. The record is from RefSeq and is a predicted model, not a curated record. The coding region runs from base 1 to 1116 and encodes 371 amino acids. The transcript has 2 exons. NCBI's taxonomy places the organism in Eukaryota, Fungi, Ascomycota, Dothideomycetes, Pleosporales, Pleosporaceae.